Molecule: messenger RNA, 10288 nt
Organism: Closterium sp. Naga37s-1
Lineage: Eukaryota; Viridiplantae; Streptophyta; Zygnematophyceae; Desmidiales; Closteriaceae
Source: the annotation of a GenBank genome assembly
GCUCCUCAACAACAACUGGUUCGCGGGCUCUCUGCCUCAGACCCUCAUGUCUCUUCCCGCCCUCACUCUGCUGGAUGUGCAUGCGAAUGCGCUGACGGGGUCACUGCCCGCCGUGUCAUCCGUGCUGCAGGCGCUCUUCCUGCACGACAACUUCCUGGCCGGCCCCUUCACCCCCACCGCUGCCCUCACUGCGUGUGACGCCAGUCUCAACUGCUUCACCAGCGCUGCCGCCUGUGGCGCCAGCAGCACCACUCAGAGGGCCGCUGCUGCGUGUGCCAUCUGCGACAGUACGGACGCCCAAGGGCUGCUGUGCUGGGGGGGCGUGUGCCUGCCUAACGUCACUUUCUCCACCGCACACCCUGACGGGCUUGCCCCGCCACCCAUGUACUGCAAUGCGGCGGCACUGGCGGCGCUGAAGAGUGCGGUGGGGGUGACGUUCAGCACGUGGGCGGCCGCCACCUACUGCACCGUGGCGCCCACCGCCAUCAUCGCCGGCACGUGGACCGGCGUGCUCUGCAACUCCGCCGGCAAAGUCGUCACCCUGCAACUCGCCAACAGCAACCUCACGGGCACUCUGCCACUCACUGUCUCCACCCUCACAGCGCUCACUGCCAUCGACCUCACCUCCAACCUCUUCCAGGGUCGCCUGGACGAAGUUGCCACGCAGCUGCGCCUGCUCACCAACCUCAAAGCCAUCGACCUGGCCUACAACUGGCUCUCCGGCUCGGUGCCUGCGUUCAUGCUCACCCUUCCCAGCCUCACGGAGAUCACUCUAGGCUACAACUACCUGACGGGCGCGCUGCCCCCGGUGACAUCCCCGCUCGCAGUGGUGGACGUGCAGUUCAACUUCCUGGGCGGCACCUUCCCCGCGCUCACGCUCUCCCGCUGCGCCGCGCGCAUGAACUGCUUCCUCGACGCCUCCAAGUGCAACUACCCCAACCGCGCCGCCGAGCUCCCGCGCGCCGCUGCUGCCUGCGCCAUCUGCAACACCACCAACGCGCAGGGCCGCCUGUGCAGCGGCGGGCUGUGCACCGUCAACGCCACGGACCUCGUGGCACUCGGUGCGCCCAACAGUGCUGCAUCGCCCACACUGCCGCUCAUCUGCGUGGGAGCGGCGUUUGUGGCGAUGGACUCGGUGCAUGCAGCAGCCAUGCUGAACCUCAAGGCGUCGCUGGGAGUGACCUUCACCGACUGGAAGGCCGACUCGCCCUGCUCCCUGCCUGGUGCCGUCGCCGCCGGGUCGUGGAGUGGGGUCACCUGCGACGCCACUGGCAAAGUGCUCGGCAUAGUCCUCAACUCGCAAAUGCUGGGAGGCAGCAUCCACUCAGACAUCUCCAAGCUCACCACGCUCACAUCACUUGACCUGCAGUCCAACCUGCUGCAGGGGCGGCUGGACUCCUUCACUGCCGGCAUCAAGGCGCCCCUCGUGCUCAAGGAGCUCGCUCUGCAAUUCAACUACCUGUCUGGACAGUUCCCCUCCACGCUUCUCGCCCUCACCACCCUCUCCAAGCUCUCCGUGGCCUACAACUACCUCACGGGUCCCUUCCCAACCGUGCCGGCAUCAGCAAAGUCGCUGGACGUGCAGGGCAACUUCCUGUCGGGUUCCUUCCCCACCAACGCGCUCACCUACUGCGCCGCCACCACCAACUGCCUCACCGACGCCAACAACUGCGCCUCCCUCGGCAUCACCCAGCGCUCCGCCUCCGACUGUGCCAUCUGCGGCACCGCCUUUGGCCAGGGCACGCUGUGCGGGGGUGUGCCGUGCCUGGUCAACACCACGGGGGUCACGGCGCCUCCCACUGCCACGUCUCCCCCUCUCAACCUCUACUGCACGCCUGUUGCACUGGACACCAACACCAGCUCAUCCCACCGGCUCAUCCUCAUCCCACUACUGUGCCCCCUGCCACCACUGCGCCCCCUCUCCUCUCCUGUCCCAUGCUGCAGCCACAAUGCUGCUGGCGCUGAAGACGGUGCUGGGAGUGACGGCCACGGACUGGAGUGCAACGACGGUGGCACUGAAGCCCAAGGCGCUGAAGAGCAGCAGCGUGCCCCUCGCCACCAUGGUGGGCGCCUGCACCGUCGAGGGGCAGGUGCCUGCUCCCGGCUCGUGGACUGGUGUCUACUGCAACUCCGCUGGCGCCAUCGUCGCCCUGUGAGUGGGUCAUGGCGUGGUGCUGUGAAGCACCAGCAGUCACCACUCCGCUUCUCACAUCGCUGCCCUCACCUCACUCCAUUCCCGUCCGCCCUGCCCACUGGCAGCUCGCUGCAGUACAACUGGUUCUCCAGCUCCAUCCCCUCCGCCCUGCUCGCCCUGCCAGCCCUCUCCACCGUCAAGCUGAACCGCAACUACCUGACGGGGGUGGUGCCCACCGUGGGGGCAGCGGUGAAGGCGCUGAACGUGGCAGACAACUUCCUCUCGGGCUCCUUCCCCACUGCGGCCCUCACGGCGUGCGAUGCGCGCUCCAACUGCUUCGUGGACGCCUCCAAGUGCACCAACACCAACGGCACCGCGCAGCGCGCCGCUGCCGACUGCAACGUCUGCGGCUCCACCGGGGCUGCCGGCACGCUGUGCGGCGGCGGCUUCUGCACUCCCAACGCCACAGUGCCGGCCGGCACGGGCACGCCCAACACGGAGGGGCAGGCGGUGCUGCCGCUGUUCUGCCAGGGCGGCCCCAUCGAGGUCAACAUGCGCGGCGCCAUGCUCAACCUCAAGGCAUCGCUGGGGGUCACUCUCACUGACUGGCUCGCCACCUCGCCGUGCAACAUCGCAGGGCAGAACACGGUGCCGGGCGCGUGGUCCAACGUGGUCUGUGACACCGCCGGCAAGGCUGAGCUGCAGAGUGACUCGAGCCCUGUUGGACACAGUUGCAGCGACCUCACGAGUCAGCUGCUGAAGGGGACCAUGCAUGCUGACAUCACCAAGCUCACCACUCUCACCUCGCUCAUCCUGGACAGCAACCUGCUGCAGGGCCGCCUGGCCUUCUUCACGUCGGCCUUCAAGGGGCUCUCAGCGCUCAAGCAAUUCAAGGCACGCUUCAACUUCUUCGCGGGACUGCUGCCUUCUGCACUGCUCACACUCCCCACACUCACCAACCUCGACAUGAGCUACAACUACCUCACAGGCACCGUCCCCGCCACUGUAGGCACGGCGCUCAAGUCACUCAACAUCGGAGGCAACUUCCUGUCAGGCAGCAUCGGCACGCUCACCGGCGUGACGUGCUCGGCAGCACUCAACUGCCUCACCUCCCAGGGCGGCUGCACCUCCGGCGGCGUUCUCAACCGCGCCGGCUGUGGCAUCUGCGGCAGCCCUGACGGCCAGGGCACUCUGUGCGGCGGUGGGCUGUGCGUGCCGAAUGCUACGGAGGCUGUGGCGGGUAACAGCGUCCCCACGCUGUCCACGCCCAUCAUGAGCAUGUACUGCACGGGGGUCAUCAUUGACGCUGCCUCAGUCACCUCACCAAUGUCAUCAUCGACGCCUCCUCAGUUGAUGCAUUCUCCUGCCCUCUCACCCGUCUCCACGCCACCGUUAUGCACCCUUGCUAUGCGCCGUGCAUUGUGUGUGCUCCUCACCAGUGAUCAUCCCUUCCUAUCCAUGCCUCCUCCCUCCCUGUGUCUUGCUCUCCUCUUAAACCUCCCUCACACUCACAUCUGUCCCCUUGUCGGGCUCCCUGACUGGACCGCCCCCUACGCUGCACCAGUCACAGCGCUGGGCAACAUAAAGACGGCGCUGGGAGUGACCUUCACGGACUGGGUGGCGCCCACGGCACUGCUCAAGCCCAAGGCAGCGGGCAGCACGGGCAGUGGCAGUGUGGCGCUGACGGACUGGCUCACCACGGGCGGCUACUGCACGGUGGAGGGACAGACCCCCGUCGCUGGCGCCUGCGUGCUCUGCAGCUCCCUCUGCCAUGCUUUUGAGUCGACUCAAAAGCGUGCUCUGCAGCUCCCUCGGCCAGCCCGUCAGCCUGUCAGCACCCUCUCACCCUCUGCCCCCUGCUGCGCUCUCGUUUUUCCUUCUGCAGCUGCUGCUCGGGCUGUUGCAGUGCCUGUCUUGCUGUUCAAGCCACUACCAAUGCACGUAACCAUGGCAGCAUGUAACUCGCCUCCCCGCCAUGCCCCUCCCUCCUCCCCACCCCAUGCUGGCAGGAAGCUGGACAAUCAGAAGCUCACCGGCUCACUCCAUGCUGACAUCAGCAAGCUCUCCACGCUCACCAUGCUGGAUGUGAGUUUCAACUUCUUCCGAAAUAACAUCGACACCUGGGCCUCGUCCCUCAAGCUCUCCACCAAUCUGCUCUCUCUCCGCCUCAACAACAACUAUCUCUUCGGCUCUGUGCCCCUCUGGCUCGUCUCCUUCGCCAAGCUCACCAACCUCGAGCUGAGCAUGAACGCGCUCACGGGCACGUUCCCAGCACCCAUCUCCACCGCACUCAAGCGCCUCAUGGUGGACCAGAACUUCCUGGGCGGCACCUUCCCAGCCAACAGCGCCACCUACUGCACGGCCUACUACAACUGCAUCACCUCCUACACCACCUGCCCCGCCGUCUACCCCAACCUGCCUCAGCCCAGCUACGGCUGCCAGUUCUGUGGCACCACCAACGCGCUGGGCACGGCGUGCAUGGGCAACCCGUGUGUGCCGGUGACGCCGUCGCCCAUCACGGCGGUCAACAAGUGGAACCCCGUCCCUGUCAUGCGCUGCGAUCCUGUCCCCAUCCAAGCCACUCAAGCGGCGGCGCUGCAGGCGAUGGUACCGGGGCUGUGGACGCAGCCGACGUGCACCAUAGCCGGGCAGGCCUACAUUGCUGGCACGCUGCCCCGGGUCUUCUGCAAUCCCGCUGGCUUGGUCCUGGACAUUGUUCUCAACGGUGUCAAAGCGUCAGGCUUCUUCCCUCCCGACUCCUCAAAGCUCUCUGCGCUCACCAGGCUUGACUUCUCGGUGAACUUCUUCACCAACCGCAUCGACACCUUCCUUGCGCCCUUCCUUCCCAUCAAGACCCUCAAUACCCUUCGCCUCCACCAGAACUACUUAUCAGGCUCCUUCCCAGCCAGCAUCUCCGCCCUCACUGCCCUCACAGAACUGCGCCUGAACCUGAACUACCUGACGGGCAGCAUGCCGGCAGCGCUGCCAGCAAGCCUCAAGGUGAUCGACCUGUCGAGCAACUACCUGGUGGGCACCUUCCCCACCACCACCGCCACCUCCGUCGCCUGCGCCAGCAACUGCCUGCAGGACGCCUCCAAGUGCCCCGCCGGCUCUGCUCAGCGCGCUGCAGGCGGCUGCGCCAUCUGCGAGACGACCGACGCCACGGGCAGGAUGUGUGGCGGCGGCGUCUGCACGCCCAACGCCACGGACCUUAUCACAGCGCAGACGGUCAACCCCGACACGGCGCCGCUCUACUGCCUCGGGGCGUCCAUGGACCCUGCUAUGGCGGCGGCGCUGCUGAACAUGAGGGCAUCGCUGGGGGUGACGUUCACGGACUGGGCGCUGGACUCGCCGUGCACCAUCCAGGGGCUGCCGCCGCUGCCAGGCGCCUGGUCCAACGUCAUCUGCAACGUCUCCGGCAAAGUCAUGUCUAUCAAUCUGGCGCAGCAGAAGCUCCAAGGGACCAUGCAUGCGGACAUCUCCAAGCUCACCGCUCUCACUUACAUUAAUCUGCGCUCCAACCUGCUGGAGGGCCGUCUGGACGUCUUCACGACCAACUUCAAGGCGCUCACGGCGCUCAAGGAAGCCUACUUUGACUUCAACUGGUUCACAGGGCCCAUCCCGUCCACCCUAGUCACCAUCGCGACCCUCUCCACCUUUGGUGCGAGCUACAACUACCUGUACGGUUCCAUUCCCGCUCCUGGCGCGGCACUCAAGGCCAUAGCGCUGGACGGCAACUGGCUGUCGGGCACCUUCCCUGGAACCGGCUUCUCCUCCUGCUCCGCCACCAGCAACUGCCUCGCCAGCAUCGGCGCCUGCACCACGCUCGGCACCGUGCAGCGCGCCGCCGCCGCCUGCGCCGUCUGCGACACCGCAGACGGCUCAGGCACCGUGUGCGGCGGCGGCACGUGUGCACCCGACACAGCUGCGCCUCUCAGCACCAGCACCCCCAACAGCGCGACGGCGGCGGUGCUGCCGCGGUUCUGCGUCGGCGUGCCACUGGACGCCACGCAGGGCAACAUCCUGCUGGCGCUCAAGACCACGCUGGGCGCCACCUUCUCUGAUUGGACCGCCUCCACACUCGCCGCCCCCAAGGCCACCUCCACCAAGCCCAAGAAGGGGCCCAAGCGCCGGUCCCUGCAAGGGAGGGGGUCAGGGCUGCUGUACGACUGGAAGGCGGUGGGGUCGUGCACCAUCCAGGGCCAGACGCCCAUUGCUGGCUCUUGGACCGGCGUGCGCUGCUCUCCGCUCGGCCAAGUCGUCAGCCUGCGGCUGUCGUCCAACCUCUUCUUCAGCCGCCUUGACUCCUACAUCGUGCCCAUCACGCCCACCGCCAGCCUCAAGGAGCUCCACAUCAACUUCAACUGGUUCUAUGGCACCGUCCCCACCACGCUCGUCAACAUGCCAGCCCUCUCCAUUCUUGUGGUGAGCUACAACUACCUCACAGGCACACUGCCCAAGCCAGGGGCAUCACUCAAGGCGCUCGACACAGAGUUCAACUUCCUCUCAGGCUCCUUCCCCGUCGCCUCUCUCGCCUACUGCACAGCCCGCAGCAACUGCUUCGUCAACGCCACCGCGUGCCUGAACCUUGACGGGACCGUGCAGAGGGGCGCGGGCUGCAACGUGUGUGGGUCCAGCAACGGGCAGCUGCCACUGUGUGGCGGGGCGGUGUGCACGCCCGACCCCUCGGCGUAUGUGACGUCCAAAGUACCCAACAGCGCCUCCGCUCCCACCCUCGCCCUCAAGUGCCCUUCCUUGCCCCUCGAUGCCACGAGCUGGGCGGCGCUGGUGAACAUAGGGGCGGCGCUGGUGAACAUAGGGGCGGCGCUGGUGAACAUAGGGGCGGCGCUGGUGAACAUAGGGGCGGCGCUGGUGAACAUAGGGGCGGCGCUGGGAGGGACGCACAGAUUCUCACCAAUGUCUUGCUUCCUUUCUUCUGUGCGUGCUGCCCCCCCUCACUCCUCUGCCUUCGCCCUGCAUCUGGGCUACAAUCUGCUGUACGGCCGUCUAUCCACCUUCAUCUCCAACAUCACGCCGCUCACCGCCAUUGUCACCCUCAACCUCAACUUCAACUACCUCUACGACAGCGUGCCCUCCACUCUCUUCAACAUGGCAUCACUCACAGAAAUCCGGCUGAGCGCCAACUACCUGACGGGCACGCUGCCAGCCGUGCCCACCAAGCUCAAGUACCUGGCCGUCAACCACAACUUCCUCGCUGGCGCCUUCCCCAACCAGGCCUUCCAGUUCUGCGACAUCCGCAGCAACUGCUUCUCAAACCUCGGCUCCUGCUACAACGCCUACGGCGUUGCUCAGCGCACCUCAGGCUGCAACAUCUGCGCCACCACCAACGCCGCUCCGCCUCUCUGCAGCGGAGCUCCGUGCGUUCUCAAUGCCACAAAUGUUCUGGCGGCUGGCACGGUGAACAGCCUCACGGCGGUCGUGCAGCCGUUCUAUUGUGGACCUGCUAUCAUCGAUGCCACUGCUGCGCAAGCGCUGCUGGUGCUGAGGGUGGCGCUGGGAGUGACGCAGACGAGCUGGCUGGUGGACUCGCCGUGCGACAUCGCGGGUAACCCGCCCAUGCCGGGCAGCUGGGCGGGCGUUGGCUGUGACACCACCGGCAAAGUCCUCACCCUGGAGCUACCCAACAUGGGACUGCGAGGAGAUCUGCCUGCUGACGUGUCCAAGCUCACUGCCCUCACCCGCAUCAACAUGGCGUCCAACCUGCUGGAGGCACGCCUGGGCGAGUGGGCCACGGUGCUGACCACUCUCAAGGCACUCAAGCACCUCGCUCUCAACUACAACUGGUUCGCCGGCCCUCUGCCAUCCUACCUGCUCACGCUCUCAACCCUCACAACGCUCGCUGCUCACACGCGCCGCUCGCCACUUUCCGUCUCCUCCAUUGAACUCAAUCACCCUUCCCCCCGUCCCACCUCAACUCGCAUGACAACAACCUCACAGGCAACACCACGGAUGCCAGUGCCACCAAUGACAUGCCACUCAUCAUCCUCUCCUCUCUCACCCACCCUCCACCACCCUUCCCCCUGCUCUCCCACCUACAGCAACCUACAGUUCAACUACCUCACCGGCACCAUCACAGGCGUCCCAGCAGCGGCCCUCAAGACCAUAAACGUGGCGUCCAACUUCCUGGCGGGCUCCUUCCCGGCGUCCUCCACCACCAUGUGUGACGCGCGCAACAACUGCCUGCUCGACGCCUCCAAGUGUGUCUCCUCGGGCUCCUCCGUGCAGCGUGCUGCUGCCGCUUGCGCCAUCUGCGGCUACGCCAACGCCUCCACGCUGCUGUGCGGUGGGGGAGUGUGCGCGCCGAAUACUACCCUGGUGCUGCCGACAAAGACGCCCAACACCUGCUCUGCUGCCUGUGAGUCCCUCUGCCUCCUCCCUCUGCCUCCUCCUUUUGCCUCCUCCCUCUGCUUGCUCUGCUGCUCACAAACCCUCCUCUCUCUCCCAUGUGCCAUGCACUCUGCCACCUCUGCGUUCCGCUCCCGCUCACCCACUCUCCCUCUCGGCCUCUUCACCCCCCUGGAUCCCCCUGCGCGCUUCCUUGCGCCCCCACUCCCCGCAGUGCCAAUCCUGACAAACCUGAAAACAGCGCUGGGAGUGCCGCACCAAGGGUGGGGCGUGCAGACGCUGUGCACGGUGACAGGCAUCUACAGGGGCCCGCAGGACAUGUCGGCGGUCAACUGCAACAUCCAGGGCGGCGUGGUCGACAUCUUCCUCAAGCAGCGCUUCCUGCGUGGCACCAUGCACCCCGACAUCUCCAAGUUCACCGCCCUCACCGCCCUGGACAUGUCGAGCAACUUCCUGUCGGGCCGGCUGGACCCCUUCAUCGCGCCGCUCACCGGCCUCACCGCGCUGAAAUACCUGGUGAUGAGUUACAACUUCUUCUCGGGCUCCCUCCCCUCCACCAUCUCCUCCAUCAAGGGCCUAUACAUGCUGAGCGUGGGGUGGAACUACCUGACAGGGUCGGUGCCGGUGCUGGGAACAUCAACCCUGCAGGUGCUGGAUCUGGAGAACAAUUGGUUCACCGGCAAAUUCCCAACCACUGCCAACUGGUACUUCUGCACGGCGCGGGCCAACUGCUUCAUCGACCCCACGCCGUGCAAGAACAACAACAACCAGGGCAUCACGCAGCGGCCGUCCUGUGCCAUUUGUAACAGCGCGGAUGGAACGGGCACGCUGUGCGGUGGGAUUGUGGCCUGCCAGCCGGACCCGGCAGCUGUGAAGGCUGCAACUUCCUUCCCAACGACCAGCACUCCUGUGCUGCCGCUCACAUGCCCGCCUGUUCCACCCGUCACCACCGACGCCACUGCAGCAUCGGCACUGAUGAACAUCAAGACGGCGCUGGGAGUGACGUACACCAAUUGGGCAGCCUCCUCCACCUGCACUGCUGUUGGCAGCGCGGGCGGUGGUGGCUUCACUGGCGUUGAGUGUGACUCCCUCGGCAACCCCGUCAAGAUCACCCUGGACAAUCAGAAGCUGUUUGGCAUUCUGCAUGCUGACAUCACCAAGCUCACGGCACUCACAUUCAUUUCGCUCAAGUCGAACCUCUUCAGGGCACGUCUGGAUGAGUUCUCCAGCAGGAUUCCUGCGCUGCCCAACCUCGCAGUGCUCCUACUGGACUUCAACUGGUUCUUUGGCAGUCUGCCCCCUGCAGUCAUCGGCAUGCCCAAGCUCACACGCCUUGGCCUGUCCUACAACUACCUCACAUACCGUGUGCCGCCGGUGUCAGCAGCAAUCAAAGACCUCGACGUGGGCUUUAACUUCCUCUCAGGCUCCUUCCCGGCCAACACUGCCACGUCAUGCGGCGCCAACAGCAACUGCUUCCAGAGCGCCGCCACGUGCGCCACCAAGGGCACGGCGCAGCGCACGUCCGGGUGCAAUUUCUGCCAGGCCAGCACGGGGCAGGGCAUGCUGUGCUACGGCCGCGGCGUCUGCACCGUCAACGCCUCCGCGCCCUUUGCUGCCGGCACGCCCAAUGCUGUCGGCGCUCCCACGCUGCCCUUUACUUGCGUCACACUUCCUUUCCUUCUGUUGCAACGCACUGUCUCCUCCCUCUCACUGUCUCCUUGUGCCCUGCCCACCUGCCCACCUGUGCCUGUGUGUGGGCGUGCAGACAUUGUGUGUGGCACCGACUAA